Molecule: messenger RNA, 258 nt
Organism: Effrenium voratum
Lineage: Eukaryota; Dinophyceae; Suessiales; Symbiodiniaceae
Source: the annotation of a GenBank genome assembly
AUGGAUGCUGCCGCAGAAGCGUUCUUCCAGGAUACCAAGGAGCUGCAGCCCGCAGAUCUCGAGAGGCGACGUGUGCAGUUGCAGGCCUUCCUGACCCAGGUGAAAUCGCAGAAUCUGCGGGUGGCGCUGAUCACCUCGGGAGGCACCACAGUGCCCCUGGAAGUCAAGACCGUGCGGUUCAUUGACAACUUCUCCAGUGGCACUCGUGGGGCCUUGUGCACCCAGGAGCGGAGUCGCUCCGAGAAUUGGAAGGCCUAA